Amoebophrya sp. A25 is the source of this 1399-nucleotide messenger RNA. NCBI's taxonomy places the organism in Eukaryota, Dinophyceae, Syndiniales, Amoebophryaceae. The record is from the annotation of a GenBank genome assembly.
UGUUGUGUUUGUGACUGUACUGGUUUUCUGCCUGUUGUACGUCAAGUUCACGUUGUAGUUACCUCAAGUAGUGCAUACUGGUACUCAAAGGCUAGGUGAAGCUAAACAUGGAAGUACGUGAUCAUUUCUUCCUCCUCCAUUUGGUUGGCCGGCGAACCACCAGGUCGUUGGAUAGCCUGUUCGUUGUACUACACUGACUCACUGUUGAGAUAGUUGCUUAGUGGUGUCAAAGUAACCUGAUUAGAACAUUCAUACUGUAGAUUUAUGCUCAGUUCUGUUGUCCUUGGAGAUUGAAGCAAGUACGCUGAGAGCAGCUUCUUCUCCCUUUGAUACCCUGCUUGCUUGGUGCAUGUACUUUUUUCUCUCAUGAUGAUCUUUCUGAGUGUCAUCUCACCAUCUCACCAGUAGGCACAUCCUCCCUGAAUUUGUAUGUGGGACUAGAAGAAUGAAUGGUCUUGUAGCUGCUAGCAUCGUAGUGAUAUGAAGAAACAACGCAUGUUUUAGUAGGCUGGAGGGAUUGAUAGAAUGGCAAGUCAUACAGCGAUCAUCUGCAGUAAGAGGUGCAAAGGAUGAUGUAAAUUAUAUAAUCAUUAAGUAUUACCGCUUCCCCAUCAGAAUAUUAACCCCGCCCCUUUUCAUCAUUGUUAGUAACUACAGGUACAAUUUGUUUUAAGUAAGAACCUCCCUGAAUUAUAUAAAUGAUUUCAGGCUGUGCAGUCGUCAGCGCUUAUCUGCACAAAGACGCUGCCUGUGUGUGAAGACAACCUGAAAAUGCAUACUAAACAUUGCGCACUUCAAGGUUGAUUAUGUGUUGAGUUGUGUGCGCAGUCUUUUCGCUAGCGAUCAUCGCGACGCGCGCGCAUUCACUUGACAUCGAUAAAGUAACUAGACAUGGCUUGUGUUUCUAGUAUACUCUCGCAGCGGAAAAUCUUUAGCAGGGUAUCCGAAAAAUCAUUUUUAGGACGAAGAGACCACACCUCCUCUGGGACAGAAGUACGUUGUGGUGCUAUAGUACUCUCUCUCUCUCUCCUCCACAAUUACCGGGUGGCUCUGAGUAUAUAUAACUGUAGCGUCAAUGAUGAAUGUUUGCACUUGAGCAAAAGGAGUGGUCGUGGGUGGGUUAUUUUGAACAGAAAAUCCACCCAGUGUAUAAAAAUCUCGUAUCUUUUGGAGGCCAUGAAAUGUUGAUUGUUAUUCCUGCCACGUCGCCGAGCGUUUGUGGAAUAUACGACGUCCUGAGCGUGUGUUGUUUUUUUCGUCUGUCUUUUUGUAUUGCAUGAUUCGCUGUAAGUUCGUGUCUGCUGUAAGAAUUGUCUUUGUUUUGCGUUUCCGUUGUAGUGUUGCAUGUAGUUGCUGGAGGAUGUCAAGCCAAAUGCAGGGCAAAGAAAAAUGUAAAAAA